AUGCUCCUUGACUUGGAGAAGCCCUCUGAUGUCUCUGAGUGCCAAUCUUGUCAGAUUGAUGAAGGGAGAUUCCGAUGUUUGACUUGCAGUGGAGAUCAGAUGUUCUGUCAUUCUUGCGUUGUCAAAGCUCACCAGUUUUUGCCCUUCCAAAAGGUUCAAGAGUGGAUUGGAAAAUGCUUCCAAGACAAGUCACUUGAAGAAUUGGGUUUCAUCUGGCAUAUGGGCCAUGGGGGACAACCAUGUCCAUUUUCUGACGACCCACAAACAUGGGAGGAUAUGCCACUGGAUACAGAGGCUGGUUUUCGACCAACGGAGACAAUUAAUGGUCAGGCUAUACCGACCACCUUGACUAUCAUACAUUCAACUGGAGUGUUUGUCCACAAUGUUGUUUGGUGCGGCUGUCCUGGGACCAAGCAUCAGCAGCAUGUGCAAUUGCUGAAGGCUGGAUUAUUACCAGCAAGCACCACUCGACCACGAACUGCCUUCACUUUCGAAGUCUUAGAUCAUUUUCUAAUUGACGCACUGGAAUGCAAGACUUCAGCAUCAAGCUUCUUUGAGAAAAUUCGUCGGAUGACCAACAACUCUUUCCCAGAUACUGUUCCUGUGAGAUCAUAUAAGUAUUCUUGUCAACACUUAAACUGA
Messenger RNA from Suillus subalutaceus, 642 nucleotides. RefSeq lists its product as uncharacterized. Bases 1 to 642 code for a protein of 213 amino acids. Lineage: Eukaryota; Fungi; Basidiomycota; Agaricomycetes; Boletales; Suillaceae. The record is from RefSeq and is a predicted model, not a curated record. The transcript has a single exon.